AUGUCACAUAUGUGUGUCAACUACAAAGACAAGGGAUUUCUUUCCACAAAAUCAGUUUGUGAAUCCCACGACGGAUACUCAUGGUAUAAAAACACUACACUAUGCUACAAAUUCAACCUGGAGCCGACAAUUCGACAAGAGGGUAAACAAAUGUGUGAACAUGAUGGCGGUCGCCUUGUCAAGAUUGACAGUCAGAAGAAACAGCAGAGCAUUGUGGACAUGAUUGUGUCAACUCCAGAGCUUGCCAGCGUCGAUCAUUUCUGGAUUGGAGCUGACGACUCCCAGGAAGAAGGUGUGUGGCGAUGGACAGAUGGAUCUCUCGUAGAAUUCUCUAACUGGAGGGCUGGACGACCAAACGCGGGAAGAGUGGACGAAGAUUACGCUGCGAUGGAGAAGGCAUCUUCCUACUCGUGGAACGACUUCAGACCACAGAAAGAAUUUGUAUCACUCUGUGAGAUGGUGUUUUGA
Messenger RNA from Gigantopelta aegis, 468 nucleotides. RefSeq names its product collectin-12-like. NCBI's taxonomy places the organism in Eukaryota, Metazoa, Mollusca, Gastropoda, Neomphalida, Peltospiridae. The transcript has a single exon. The record is from RefSeq and is a predicted model, not a curated record. The coding region runs from base 1 to 468 and encodes 155 amino acids.